This is a messenger RNA of Folsomia candida, 2350 nucleotides long. Its product is annotated as anion exchange protein 2. The coding region runs from base 666 to 2324 and encodes 552 amino acids. NCBI's taxonomy places the organism in Eukaryota, Metazoa, Arthropoda, Collembola, Entomobryomorpha, Isotomidae. Gene Ontology annotation, molecular function: solute:inorganic anion antiporter activity; monoatomic anion transmembrane transporter activity. The transcript is spliced from 6 exons. Gene Ontology annotation, biological process: bicarbonate transport; monoatomic anion transport; monoatomic ion homeostasis. Gene Ontology annotation, cellular component: plasma membrane. The record is from RefSeq and is a predicted model, not a curated record.
UAAGCUCUUUUUCAGUUAUUUAUUUAUUCAUCCACCAACAUUUUUCUAAUUUAUUCUGGAAGGACAAUUCUCUUUAUUUUUUGGACGAUCUGCUAUUUAUUUCGUCUAUUUUCUAUAGAACCUAAAAAAUAGUCUAAACCUGAGGUAGAGCUAAUUUUCUUUAUGACCUUAAAGUCUACUAAGAAAAAAUAAAUAAAGAAAAAACUAAAAAUUAUAGUAACGACCAAUAAUUUAAGCCACAGGGGUAGAAAAAUAAAAUUCAUAGGAAAUAAAUAAACUCUAAGCCACCCGCCAGCCAAAACUGACAUAAAAAUUAAAAAUGUUAUCGGAAUUAAUAUAUUAAUUCUCUCAGCUAAAAUUAAAAGAUACCGGUUACCCAUGUUAUUAAAGAAAGAAAAAUACAAAAGGCGAACGGAGUACGUUAAUGUAAACAAUGUAGAUAAAACUAUUAAGCAUCCCAUAAUUAAAUUUAUUUUCCCUUGAAAAAAAAAUUCAAUAAUUAUGUCCCUAGAAAAAAAUCCUGAUAAAAAAAUAAAUUCGUCUAUUUUCGUCUAUUUUUGGAUAAUAAAAUAAUGGAGAUUAUUUACAGGGAUAUAACAGAAUUUGCGGAGUUAGUUAGCUUGGUUAAAUAGGAAUAUUUGUGGUUAUAAUAGGACUAAUAUCCUAUGCCGGAAUCUAGUGAAGUUGAGCACGUAGGCAAGUCCGGAAGUAGAAGUUGUAGUCUGGUGGAGGAGGAUAACGUUUAUAGAUUUGUUCAACUCUUUGGGUCACGGUCAGCCACACAUAAUAAGGAAUGGUACGAGAUUUCACGCUGGGUUAAGUAUGAACAAGACCUGGAUGAGAUUGGACGUCUCGGCCCCCCACACGUGGCUCCCAUGUCGUACUGUUUUACUUCUAAAUUGCUCCGUUUAAUAAAAAAUAGAUGUGUACUCUUGCUCGACCCACCAGACGCCGAACUACCCACCAUAUUUCGAAACUUGGUGGAUGAACUUCUCGUCAAACAACUUGCCGAGGGUGCCGAACUGGAUGACAUAUUCCAAGACUUGCUACUAUUCGUAAAACCAGAAAGUACACUUCAAGGCAGGAAAGGAUCCACUGCUACUAGAAUUCGAAGGGAUUCGAUCAGAUUCCUCUCCGGUAAGGGAAAGGGGGAUGAAGAGCGUGAUAAAUUACCGAGGAAAGACAGCAUUCAAAUGAGGAGACUUGUCCGCCAAAAUACAUCCAUUCAACCCCCCAGGAGAGAUAGAGUGCUCAAGAGAAGGGGGACAUUUUCCGGCCUUGCAAAAUUCCUGCAGGACAACGAAUCUUCGUCAAAAGACGAUGGAAAAAGUAGACGCCGAGUUUCUGCCCAAAUUGAUGACAAGGAGGGCACCCUCAUCCUCUUGAGGAGGGGAUGCACCACCGCGGCAAUGGCUUUGGUCAGAUUUUCUAACUCUGCAUCGUCUGGUGGAGAAGGGAGUUUGAGAAAUCCCUACCGUUUUCUUAUUAUUUUCCUCUGUCCACAAGGAAUGGAAGAAGAAUUUACAGAAAUUGGAAGAUCCCUGGGUACCUUAAUAAGUGACAAUAAAUUUAACAAGGCCAUCCUCUCUGCCCAAAAUGUGGAAGGAAUCCUCACCACUUUCUCCUCCUUUUUUGACCGCUGCAUCAUCCUACCCCCUGGAAUAGGGUACACCGAAAACUUCGCCGAACUACUUCCACUCCACAUUCUGCAGGAAAAGGAAAUCCUAAUCCUCCAGAUAAGGGACAAAGAUCAUCGCCUAUCUAGUUUCGAUAGCAUGGAUCCAGCAAUAAUGCCUUUGCACACACAAACCAAUGAAAAUGGUGCGAAUAUUAAUUCAUUAAAAUCUCCCGAAAUUCGGACAUCCUUUUCCCGCCAUCAUUAUAAAUUAUUCGGCGGAAUGAUUGACGAUCUCAAACAGAAGAUAUUAUUCUACAAGUCUGACUUUGUGGAUGGUUUGAACUCACAGACUCUAACGACAACAAUUUUCCUCUAUUUUUCCACCAUCGCGCCGAACGUGACGUUCGGAGGGUUACUCGAAGAAAAAACUGCGGCCUUUAUCGGCAUGUCGGAAACCUUAGUGGCGGCGUCAUCUUCGGGCAUAAUUUUUGCCCUGUUGGGCGGACAGCCGUUAAACGUGAUCGCUCCAACGGGCCCCCUCCUCAUUUUUGACGAACAAUUGUUCCUGUUCACGGAAAUGCAUGGAAUCGAGUUCCUCCCAGCUAGGGUCUGGAUCAGUUUGUGGGUGCUGAUUACCACCGUCGUGGUUACCCCGGUGGGAGGAAGUGCCGUCGUGAAAUACAUUUCGCGCUUCACGAUCCGUUAACCGAAAAUUCCGGGGAAGUAAAUUCC